ACAAGGUCGUGAGUGAGGGCAGGUUUGGGCUUUGCGCCUCUUUCUUUCCCCUUCGCAGAGCUUCCUCCAGCACCAUGUUGGGGCAGAGCAUCCGGAGGUUCACAACCUCCGUGGUGCGGCGCAGCCACUACGAGGAGGGCCCCGGGAAGAAUUUGCCGUUUUCUGUGGAAAACAAAUGGCGGUUGCUGGCCAUGAUGACCUUGUACUUUGGAUCUGGUUUUGCAGCACCUUUCUUUAUAGUGAGACACCAACUGCUUAAGAAAUAAGGAUGUUUUAAUUCAUCCCCUUUCGCAGAUGGACAGAAUUUCUCAAGAGGUGAAGCUCUUCAGAAACAGAUCAAACUCUUAAAUUCAUGUGGCAUACUAGAUAUGUUUGUAAAUAAACAUGCAGGCCUAGUGCCUCUUCUCU
Messenger RNA from Octodon degus (degu), 408 nucleotides. RefSeq names its product cytochrome c oxidase subunit 7C, mitochondrial. The transcript has a single exon. Gene Ontology annotation, biological process: mitochondrial electron transport, cytochrome c to oxygen. Lineage: Eukaryota; Metazoa; Chordata; Mammalia; Rodentia; Octodontidae. Bases 75 to 266 code for a protein of 63 amino acids. The record is from RefSeq and is a predicted model, not a curated record.